This is a messenger RNA of Temnothorax curvispinosus, 1780 nucleotides long. RefSeq names its product cytochrome P450 9e2-like. The record is from RefSeq and is a predicted model, not a curated record. NCBI's taxonomy places the organism in Eukaryota, Metazoa, Arthropoda, Insecta, Hymenoptera, Formicidae. Gene Ontology annotation, molecular function: iron ion binding; heme binding; monooxygenase activity. The transcript has a single exon. The coding region runs from base 85 to 1620 and encodes 511 amino acids.
CUCGUGUCGGCAGUAUCGCUGUGUCACAUUAUACAAAGCGUUUGCGAAGAAAUCGUUGCGAGAAAUUUUCAAAUAACAUUUGCCAUGGAAUAUUGGUCGAUAUUGUUAUCGAUAGUGAUCGGUGCGAUCAGCAUUUAUUAUCUUUUUAAAAAUUUUAAUCUUUUUAAAAGACAUGGUGUUAUACACGUACCGCCUGUUCCAAAUUUCGGAAUCAUGACAUCGGUUAUAUGUCGCCGAACAUCAUUCACCGAUUUCAUCUUAAAGUUAUACAAUUUUAAUCCAAACGCAAAGUAUUUUGGAUUCUAUGCCACGACAAAUCCAAUCUUCGUGCUUCGCGAUCCGGAACUCAUUAAGACUAUUCUUGUUAAGAAUUUCGAAGCAUUUCCAGAUCGUCGUGGUUUCUCCGAUUUGAAUGAUCCUUUACUUGGUAAAAAUUUGUUUUCUCUUCACGGAGAAAAAUGGCGGAACGUGAGAACUCUGUUGAGUCCCUCUUUUACGUCUAGCAAGAUGAAAAUAAUGUUCACGUUGAUGUCGGAAUGUGCUGUAGAUUUUGCUAAAUUUCUAUCGACACUGCCAGCAGACAAAAACGAUAUAAACACGAAAGAUGCCUUUUCCAAAUAUACGAAUGAUGUCAUCGCCACAUGUGCUUUCGGAAUCAAGAUCGACUCUAUGAAAGAUCCAACGAACAAGUUCUAUGUUUACGGCAAGGAAGCAACUAGCUUUUUAGGGAGCCGCGCCCUAAAGUUUUUUUUUCUGAGAACUUUUCCGAGUCUCGGACGAUUUCUCAAUGUAAAGCUUAUCAACGAUUACGUGUCGAACUUUUUCAAGAACAUUAUAAAGACUACAAUCGCUACUCGUGAUGCGGAGCACAUUACACGCCCGGAUAUGUUACAAUUGAUGAUGGAUAUUAGAGGCAAAGAAGGUCGUAGAGAACUAGACAUCGACGACAUGACUGCGCAAGCGUUCAUCUUUUUCUUCGGUGGCUUCGAUACCAGCUCAACCGCAAUGUCCUUCGCAGCUCACGAAAUCGCAGCUAACCCAGAAAUUCAGGCCAAAUUACAGCGAGAGAUCGACAACGUUUUGGAGGAGUCGAAAGGAGAAGUGUCUUACGAAGCCAUUAACCGACUCGAAUAUUUAGAUGCGGUGAUAAACGAAGCUCUCAGAUUAUAUCCACCAGUCGGCUUCUUAGAAAGAGUAUGCGACAAAACUUAUGAAUUACCACCCGCAUUGCCGAACGAAAAAUCUUUCAUCAUGAAGAAGGGUAUGGUUUUUUGGAUUCCGGUUUUCGCAAUCCAUCGUGAUAAAAAAUACUACGAUAAUCCGGAGAAAUUUUCUCCAGAGAGAUUUUUUGACAACAAGAUGUACCAUAAUUCUUCGUGUUACAUGCCAUUUGGGUUAGGACCAAGAAUGUGCAUAGCUAACAGAUUUGCCAUGCUGGAAGUCAAAGUCUUGCUGUUUCAUUUGUUAGCGCGAUGCGAACUGAAACCUUCCGCGAAAACUCCAUCCCCAAUAAAAUUCCAGAAAAGUCUGAUAAUGAUGCCGGAGAAUGGGUUCUGGUUAAAUAUUCAGCGUAGAAAACAUAUGCAUCCUGCGCUGGAGUCUACAGUAGUGAAGGGCUAAGUCUUAUCGUUAGAAAACAUUUUAAAUAAUAAUAACGAAAAAGUAUCUUGUAAUAAAAAUUGAUUUGUAAUAGAAAUUACUAUAAAUACGUACUUAUUACAUAGUAUUUGUAUUAUAUGCAGUAAUAAUGAAUUCAAAAUUAUAUAAUGUAUUGAAAUUA